This is a messenger RNA of Phaedon cochleariae (mustard beetle), 1980 nucleotides long. The record is from the annotation of a GenBank genome assembly. NCBI's taxonomy places the organism in Eukaryota, Metazoa, Arthropoda, Insecta, Coleoptera, Chrysomelidae.
AUGACUUCAAAGAAAAAGAAUGUCACUUCUACUGAGUCAAGUUCUGGUUCAACAUCAGGAUCCUCAUCUUCUAGUACUAGUUCUAGUGGCUCAGAAUCUAGUUCCUCCAGUGAAAGUGAAUCGUCCUCUUCCCAAGAAUCUUCCAAACAGCAGUCGGGCUCAGAGGCUACUAAAAAAACCGCCCCUAUUGUGAAAAAUGCCCGCAAAAGUACUGAAAACAAAUCAGGAACAGUUGCAAACAAGACUUCAGAAAAGAAUGCUUCAAAAAGUAAGAUGUCCCUAGGAAAAAAUGUGAAACCUCAAAAUAAAGCUAUCUAUAAUAGUACUGAUGAAGAUGAUGAUGGAAAAAAAACCUCAGCUAAGAGAAAAAGUAAUGUUAAACCAAAAAGUAGUGCUACUAUAACUCCCAAACCCACAGCCACUGUUCCUACAAAAUCAACAGGUACUGCCAAACCUUCUGCAAAAGCUAGUGCUCUUCCUAAACUAGUCAACAAAGGUAAAGAACCUCCAAAGGCAAGAGCACGUAAAGCUCCUGCCAAACAAACUGAUGCCAACAAGAAGAAAAGUAUUUUUUCACCAGAAAAUAGCUCUGAAUCAGACUCUUCUAAAGCAGUGAAGUCACAAAAAUCAUCAGCCACUUCAGAGUCAUCAUCUUCCAGUUCGAGCAGUUGCUCGGAAAGCGAAAGCAGCGCCCGAUCCUCAGGCAACACCCAAAAAGUCAAAAAACCCGUGAAAAAACCGAGCGUGGUCCAAAAAGAAAUCGCCCCGAACACCGACUCAGAAAACGAAACAGUCGCGGAAAAAACUAACAAACAAGUCGCUAGUACUAGGAAAUUAACAAGGUCGGCUAGCACGCGCAAAUCCAAGCACGUUCUCGGCAAAAACGUUUACUCCGACAGCGAUUCUGAUACCGAGAGCACCAAACGAUCCUUGUCCACUUCCCCAGUGAAAAAAGCCCCAGUUGCUACUAAGGGCAAGACGAAAAACACCAAACGCAAUGAAGCGAAGAGCAAGAACGCAGACAAUCAAACAGUAGAGGAACGCAAAUGCCCCUUGGAAGAGUGCUCAAGCACAGGCCACUUGAGCGGUAACUACGACAAGCAUUUUACCCUCGAAGCUUGCCCCAUUUACCACAACACCACGCCAGAAAAGUGCAAGCUAGAGAUGGAAGAGAGGAAGAAGAGAGAGGAGUUGAGGAAGAAGUCUUUGGAGUUCCACAGGAAAACCCCGAGGCCGCAUGCGAACGCUGACCAGAAGCAAUUCCUGCAGAAAAUCAAGGACAUGAGGUCGAAGUUCAAGAGUGAGCCGAUCGAGGACGUGAAGCCCAUCGUCGGCAAUAAAGCCCACCAGCCGGAUUUGAGGCAUUUCGUCCACGAGUACGACUUGAAGUUGUUCCAGGACGCUCUGGCUUUGGCCAGCGAGAAGAUCGAGCAGGAUUUGAAGAGUACGAAAUACAUAGAGAUGGGCAAAUUCGACAUGGAAGUGUGGUACCAGAGUCCCUACCCGGAAGAUUACGCACGCCUGCCCAAAUUGUACAUUUGCGAGUUCUGUUUGCGCUACAUGAAAUCGCAAACGAUCCUGGAUCGGCACGUGGUAAAAUGCGUGUGGCGGCACCCGCCUGGAGAGGAGGUGUACCGCAAGGAUAAGAUCAGCGUGUACAAGCAGUACUGUCAGAAUUUGUGUUUACUGGCCAAAUUCUUCCUGGACCACAAAACCCUCUAUUAUGACGUAGAACCUUUUUUGUUUUACGUUAUGACCAUGGUAGACAACGACGGUUGCCACACAGUGGGAUACUUCAGCAAGUUGCGAAUCGCCGAAUUAUUAUCGCACAUGGCGAUAGGAGGGGGGGAGUGGGGGGAAGGCAAUUUUAGGUGCGAGCCUGUGCCGUCGUCUCGAUUGGGGGGCCCGCUUUGGGACCGGGGGGCCCCCGAAAUUUAUUCCGACCUUUGUAUACCUCCACCGUUCGGAAACGAAUUAUGA